AUGGAGCCCAUCAAGGUUGGAAUUAUUGGAUAUGGAGGCUCGGCGGUCACAUACCACUUGCCUUUCAUCGCGCCAAAUCCAGAACUAGACAUUCAUGCUUUCUUGCAACGGAGAGAGGCCCCCAAGGGAUCGGGCGUCGCUCAGAGCGUGCAUUGCACCAUCGAUUUCCCGGACUCCAAGCAUUAUAGGACAUCAGAGGCUUUCUUCGCCGACGACAAGAUCGAGCUAGUUGUUAUCUGCACCAAUGUCGACAUGCAUGCUGAGUUGACGGAGCGUGCUCUCCGGGCUGGAAAACACGUUGUUGUCGAGAAGCCGUUUACUAUGUCCAGCAAAGAAGCAGACGAUCUCAUUGCCUUGUCGAAGCUAGCCGGGAAAAUCUUGACGGUAAACCUGGUGGAAAACGGGACACUCGGGGAGAUCACCGAAUUCGAAAGCCGCUAUGAUAUGGACGACUUAAGAGCGCUGAUUUGGGACAAGCCAGUGCCAGGCGACGGAAUGCUAUAUGUAUUGGGUGGUCAUACUAUAGACCAAGCACUGCAGCUAUUCGGACUACCUGCUUCGGUCACGGCUUGGACUCGCUCUUUGAGAAAAGACUGCAAGGUCGACGAUGCGUUCACUGUCACCUUGCAGUACGCUGGUGAGAAGAAGGACCUUGUCUGUACCCUCAAGACAACCGUUGUCAGCUGCGGCCCAGCGAAUAAGCAAUUGAGAUUCCACGUUCGCGGAACGAAGGGAACGUUCAUGAAGCAGAUUGAGCAUCUCAUGGGUGGCCUGCGUCCCGGAACUGCGACAUUUGGUGUAGAGCCUCGCGACUUUCAUGGAUUCUUGUCGACGAGAGUCAUGAGCAAGUCAGUGCCCGAAAACGCGUCGACUAGCUUUGACAGGACAUUUGAAAGUCUACCUGGGUCGUACUAUGACUAUUACGAGGACGUCGCUCGCGCGAUUCGAGGUGAAAGAGAUGUCGCGGUCAAGCCAGAAGAGUCCCGCAAUGUUAUCCGCGUCAUUGAGUUGGCGAAGCAGUCUGCUGAUAAAGGCAUAACAAUACCAUGGAGCUGA
Messenger RNA from Zasmidium cellare ATCC 36951, 1056 nucleotides. RefSeq lists its product as uncharacterized. Gene Ontology annotation, molecular function: nucleotide binding. Lineage: Eukaryota; Fungi; Ascomycota; Dothideomycetes; Mycosphaerellales; Mycosphaerellaceae. Bases 1 to 1056 code for a protein of 351 amino acids. The record is from RefSeq and is a predicted model, not a curated record. The transcript is spliced from 4 exons.